AUGUCGAACAUAAUAUCGGAAUUUUUUGAAAAUCGUGAAAUAUUUAUUACUGGAGGAUCGGGCACUGUCGGUAAAGCUCUCAUUGAGAAACUUCUGAGAUCCUGCAAUGUACGACGAAUUUAUUUAUUGCUGCGCCCGAAGAAAAAUUAUAGUCUAGAGGAACGUUUGAAAAGACUAAAAUCAGAAUUGAACUUUCGCCGCCUAAUGACCGAAAAACCCACAGAAUUUGAUGACAAAGUCAUGGCGAUACCCGGUGAUGUGGAACUACCCCAACUGGGUAUCACUGGCGAAUAUACCAAAUAUUUGAAUAAUGUUUCGAUAAUUAUUCAUAGUGCUGCAACAAUACGUUUUGAUGAGACCCUACGGAAUGCCAUAAAAAUAAAUGUUGGCGGGACACAUGAAGUUUUAAAAUUGGCAGAAAAUAUGAAAAAUCUUAAAAUUCUAAUGCAUGUCUCGACCUUCUAUAGUAAUCCUUAUUUGAGAUAUGUAGAACCGAAAUUAUAUCAAUCACCAAUGGAUUGGAAAUUUUGUUUGGAUUUAGCUCAACGUCGCGAUGUGUCGGAUGAUAUGUUGAAUACAUUGACAAGAAAAUUAAUUAUUGGGUUUCCCAAUACCUACACAUUUACCAAAAACUUGGUUGAAUCCAUGGUGAAUGAUUUCCGGCACAAACUACCAUUGGCCAUAUUCAGGCCAUCGAUAAUUGUUCACGCUGUGGAGGAACCGGAACCCGGUUUUCCCACACCACUUACCGGUGCAAUGGGUUUAUUUGUCAGCAUGGCAGCUGGAGUUUUAAAAACUAUUUACCUUGCACCAGAUCAACGCUUGGAUUUGAUACCACAAGAUUUGGUAACAAAGACGUUACUCUAUUAUACGUGGAAAACAUCAAAACUAUAUGAGGCCACUAAACGGCCAAAGGAAAUACCCAUCUAUCAUACCGUAUCGAGUACUCAUAACGAUAUAACUCUGACACAAUAUCAUGAAAUUUUAGAUAAAUUUCAGAUUAUUGAAGAUUUAGCAUUCGAGAAGAAUUUCUUGAUACCGGGCAAUGUCAUCACCGAUAAUAGUUUUGUGUAUAUGUUUAUGUUCUUUUUGAAACAACUCAUUCCGGCAUUGUUGGUUGACACAAUACUCAAACUGGCGGGUCAAAAACCAGUCAUGUUACAAAUUCAACGUAAACUUUAUUUAACAUUGGAGGUCAUGAGACCAUUCAUGUGUAACAAUUAUGAUUCCGAUGGUAUCAGCUACCACAAAGAAAUGGAUCUGUGUUUGCAUGGAACUGAUUUCAAUGUAGAUGUUUUGCGCUAUUCCAAAAGUGUCUUUACUAGUGCUGGCUUCACUUAUGAUAUGAUUAAAAAAUGUCGUGAAAUUCUACUAAAAGAGGAUCCCGCAACAAUUCCACGAGCCAGAAUAAUACUUAAAAUAAAAAUUGCAUUAUAUCGCGCUCUACAAAUCUACUUGGCAUACAAAUGUACCGUCGGUAAAUCAUUGCUUGAUAAAUUGUUACGAUCUUGUAAUGUUGGUCGAAUUUAUUUGUUACUACGUCCCAAGAAAUAUGCCACACAUACUGAACGAUUGAAAAAGAUGAAGGAAGAUUUGAUUUUCCGCCGUUUGAUGUCGGAAAAACCCAAUGAGUUUGACGAGAAAGUCACCAUCAUACCCGGAGACGUUGAACUACCCCAAUUGGGUGUUACACCGGAAUAUAUGCAGAAAUUGGAAAACGUCUCCAUUAUUAUACACAGUGCGGCAACGGUGCGUUUUGAUGAGCCCCUACGGCAGGCGAUAAAAUUAAAUGUUGGUGGCACAUAUGAAGUUUUAAAAUUGGCUCAGAAUCUGAAAAAACUCCAAGCGGUAAUACAUGUUUCGACAUUCUACAGUAAUCCCUAUUUGGAAUAUACUGAACCUAAAGUAUAUCAAUCACCAAUGGAUUGGAAAUUUUGUUUGGAUUUAUGUCAACGUUCGGAUAUAACGGAUGAUAUGUUGGAUACUCUGACAAGGAAAUUAAUCAUUGGUUUUCCAAAUACCUACAGUUUUACCAAGAAUUUAACCGAAUCUUUGGUAAAUGAUUUUCGCCAUGAGCUACCCUUGGCCAUAUACCGACCUUCUAUAGUCAUACAGUCUGUGGCUGAACCUGAACCAGGCUUUCCCACCGGCUUUGUUGGUGCCAUGGCUAUAUUUCUUGCCUACGCAGCGGGUAUCAUGAAGGGUGUACCAACUACGCCAGAUAUACGUUUGGAUGUAGCCCCUCAAGAUUUGGUUGUAAAGCAUUUACUUUAUUAUACCAUGAAAACGGCUAUGAUAUAUGACGAUCAAAGAAGGCCUCAAGAUAUACCAAUCUACCAUACAGUAUCAUCAACCCAUUCGGAUAUUACGAUUAAAGAACAUCUGGAACUGGUGAAGAAAUUUAACAUUAUCUAUGAUUCAGCAUUUGAGAAAAAUGUUCUUAUACCUGGGGCCAUUGUAACGGAUAAUCGCGCUCUAUACAAAAUUGUGUUCUUCAUUCAACAAUUCCUGCCAGCCCUAUUGGUAGAUGGCAUCCUUAAAAUGUUGGGUCACAAACCGCAAUUAAUGAAAAUCCAGCGAAAGUUGUUCACAACUGUCGAUGUGCUCAAACCUUUUAUGUUCAAUAAUUUCGAUUGCAGCGGAACAAGUUACUAUAAGGAAAUGCUUGAAGAGUUAAAUGGCACCGAAUUCGAUGUGAAUAUAAUGCGAUAUUUCAAUAACACAUACAUGCAUGCCGGCUUUAUCAAUGAUUUGAUGUUAAAAUCACGAGAAGUGCUAUUAAAAGAAGAUCCUGCAACUAUACCAAGAUCAAGGUUUAUACUUAAAAUGUGA
Musca vetustissima is the source of this 2832-nucleotide messenger RNA. RefSeq names its product putative fatty acyl-CoA reductase CG8306. The record is from RefSeq and is a predicted model, not a curated record. Gene Ontology annotation, molecular function: alcohol-forming very long-chain fatty acyl-CoA reductase (NADP+) activity. Bases 1 to 2832 code for a protein of 943 amino acids. Lineage: Eukaryota; Metazoa; Arthropoda; Insecta; Diptera; Muscidae. The transcript is spliced from 14 exons. Gene Ontology annotation, cellular component: peroxisome. Gene Ontology annotation, biological process: long-chain fatty-acyl-CoA metabolic process.